This is a messenger RNA of Exophiala xenobiotica, 2102 nucleotides long. RefSeq lists its product as uncharacterized. Bases 356 to 1555 code for a protein of 399 amino acids. The transcript has a single exon. Lineage: Eukaryota; Fungi; Ascomycota; Eurotiomycetes; Chaetothyriales; Herpotrichiellaceae. The record is from RefSeq and is a predicted model, not a curated record.
CGUUGUGCCAUAUUGACUGGUCAUCCAUGCAGCUCAGUUCACGCAACUUUACCUCCUCAGUCUGCCUGACCAUCACAAGGGCAUGAGAAUGUGGCUGGAGCAGGAGACUCUCCGUCCAGUCAACGCCUUCCGUCCUAGUCGUGGCUGUGUGAUAACUGCCAACACAGCCACAAUUCAUUCACGCCUUUCCAAUCUAACACUAGGUGAGUGGCCUGAAUCAGCGAUGCCUAAUUUCCAUCUUUCCACAGCGUGGAAGUUAUAAAGCCUUUGUCUCUUUGAGGUGGCAACCUGCGGACUGCCUCGAGCUGCGCAGAAGCUUCGUCUGAAGUAGUCGCAAACGAUAUUACUUGGCAAUAUGUCGAACCAAGGCUACUACAAUGAUCAACGUCCCAGCGACUAUGGCUACGGAGGGAACAGUGGAGAAGAUAAUCAGCAGCAGCAAUGGCAACAGCAAUCUGGACCACCGCCGGGUUACGACAACCAGUCUUACGAUCAAAGCUACGAGCAAACCAGGCCAUAUGAUCACAAUCGCCCACUGACCCAAGACUACCGGCAGGGCUAUGAGCAUUCCCCCCAACCUUCAUAUCAGCAGCCAUACAAUCAAUAUCCAGACCAAUAUAGCUCCCCUCCGCCCCCGCCUGAUCAGCAGCAUCAGCCUUACCCUCCGCAGACCCAAGGCUAUGGCUAUGACUACGAUCAAGGUCCGACCCAGCGAGGGCACUCACCAUACCCACCUCAGCCCGGCCAUCAAUCUCAGUAUGAAGGCUACACUGCUCCUCCAGGCCCUCCACCUUCCCAUACUGCUCCUUACCCUCCACAGCCCGCCCCGGGAGUCCCCUUGGAUCCGAAUGAGCCCAACUCUCAAGAUCGCGGCCUGAUGGGUGCCCUCGCUGGCGGCGCUCUCGGGGGUUACGGCGGCCACAAAGUUAAUCAUGGCUUCUUAGGCGCUAUCGGUGGCGCGAUCACCGGCUCCAUGGCCGAGGAUGCCUACAAGAAGCACAAGAAAGAAAAGAAGAAACUGCAACGUCCACCUGGUCUUCGUCGCAACUCGUCAUCCUCGUCGUCCUCAUCAAGCAGCAGUUCCUCGGACGAUGAGAAGAAAAAGAAGAAGAAGCAUGGCUGGGCAGGACCCGCCGCGGCCGCGGGUGCCGGUGCUUACGGAAUGCAUCAGUACCAACAACACCAGCAACAACCACAUCCACAACCACAACCACCACGAGGGCCGGCGCCCAUGCGCGGCAAUUUCUCCGCUUCUGCCAACAGCAUCACCCUUGACCGGGACUAUGACCUGAUCGCCUCGUGCGCCAAUGUCCACGGUCAGCACCAGUUGUCAUCUCUGUCGCUGAAUAACUGUCUGUCCAACCAGCAUGGACACUUUGCUUGGGUUCGAGGUGGCAAUUUCGGUGCCAGUGCAAGGAAUGUGAGACUCGUCGAGAAUGGCAGGGUGCUGGAAGCCGAACUUGGGACCGGUGGUGGUGGCUGGAACAGAGACCACAUCAGACUGGAUGAGCGCAUCAGCAACAAUGACGGCGAAUUGAUCUUCUUGGAUCACUGAGCCUGAUAGUAUCAUCAGGGUACUCCUUCCUGCAGUCAGACGCUGAGAUGGACUUACCAUUAAUCAGGGAUCACGGAUUAAUGGUGCUAGUAACAUCCAUGGAUGGUAUUCGUAGUUCUCGGCUCCUACCACUAGGAGGUCAUCGCUUAUACUCUUGAACACUUGUCAAUGGCAAGCUGCUUGAGCCAAUGGUGUGCGCCGGGCAGCAAACCCUCGGUAAGGUGGCGCCAGUGCUUCACAGACCCAAGCCAAGAAGAUAUCACGUCCGAUCAUCCAUACAGGUAUGCAGACGGCUGCAGGGGGGUACUAGUAUCACUCUUAAUGCACUACUCCGCAGGUACAAUGCGAAUGAGAGUCCACCACGUACCAGGUGUCCUGCGGGGGGGUUCAGUUCAUGCAAGUGAUUCCAUUAAGCUCAAUCCUAUGAACGUCAACGGCCGCAGAAGUACAAAGAAACUAUGGAGUCCGCUUUGACCGCAGCAAUGAAAGGAAGUAAAGGAAAUGUACAGUACCCCGGUGCCCGUGUGCCUCGUUUCCAAAAUAUAUG